Messenger RNA from Chinchilla lanigera (long-tailed chinchilla), 5440 nucleotides. RefSeq names its product glycerol-3-phosphate dehydrogenase 2 (mitochondrial) (gene Gpd2). Gene Ontology annotation, molecular function: calcium ion binding; glycerol-3-phosphate dehydrogenase (quinone) activity. The transcript has 17 exons. The record is from RefSeq and is a predicted model, not a curated record. NCBI's taxonomy places the organism in Eukaryota, Metazoa, Chordata, Mammalia, Rodentia, Chinchillidae. Gene Ontology annotation, cellular component: glycerol-3-phosphate dehydrogenase (FAD) complex; mitochondrion. Bases 108 to 2291 code for a protein of 727 amino acids. Gene Ontology annotation, biological process: glycerol-3-phosphate metabolic process.
ACAGAAGGAGUGAUGCUAAGCUAAAGUUAGUCAGGCACAAUGUUCACAUCCAGCAGACCAUCAGGCUGCUGUCUAAGGAUAGGCCCACACAUUGUUUAGGUUAAGAAAUGGCAUUUUACAAGGCAGUGAAAGGGACUGUUCUUGUUGGAGGAGGUGCUCUUGCCAGUGUCUUAGGACUCUCUCAUUUUGCUCAUUACAGAAGGAAGCAAGUGAACCUGGCCUAUGUGGAAGCAGCAGAGUACCUUGCAGAACCUGUUAACAGGGAGCCUCCUUCUCGAGAAGCUCAGCUCCUGACUUUGCAGAACACCUCAGAAUUUGAUAUCCUUGUGAUUGGAGGAGGAGCAACAGGAAGUGGCUGUGCACUCGAUGCUGUCACCAGAGGACUAAAAACAGCCCUUGUAGAAAGAGAUGAUUUCUCAUCAGGGACCAGCAGCAGAAGCACUAAAUUGAUCCAUGGUGGUGUGAGAUAUCUUCAGAAGGCCAUCAUGAAGUUGGAUAUUGAGCAGUAUAGGAUGGUAAAAGAAGCCCUUCAUGAGCGUGCCAACCUACUAGAAAUUGCUCCCCAUUUAUCAGCCCCACUGCCUAUAAUGCUUCCAGUUUACAAGUGGUGGCAGCUACCUUACUACUGGGUAGGAAUCAAGCUGUACGACUUGGUUGCAGGAAGUAAUUGCCUGAAGAGCAGUUAUGUGCUCAGCAAAUCAAGAGCUCUUGAACAUUUCCCCAUGCUCCAGAAGGACAAACUGGUGGGAGCAAUUGUCUACUAUGAUGGACAACACAACGAUGCACGGAUGAACCUUGCCAUUGCUCUCACUGCUGCCAGGUAUGGGGCUGCCACAGCCAAUUACAUGGAGGUGGUGAGCUUGCUCAAGAGGACAGACCCCGAGACAGGGACAGAGCGCGUGAACGGGGCCCGGUGCAAAGAUGUCCUCACAGGGAAGGAAUUUGAUGUGAGAGCCAAAUGUGUUAUCAAUGCUACGGGACCUUUCACAGACACAGUUCGAAAAAUGGAUGAUAAGAGUGCUGCAGCUAUCUGCCAGCCAAGUGCGGGUGUCCAUAUUGUGAUGCCUGGCUAUUACAGCCCUGAGAGCAUGGGAUUGCUUGACCCAGCCACCAGUGAUGGGCGAGUUAUUUUCUUCUUACCCUGGCAGAAGAUGACUAUUGCUGGCACUACUGAUUCUCCAACUGAUAUUACACAUCACCCUAUCCCUUCAGAAGAAGACAUCAACUUCAUCUUAAAUGAAGUGCGUAACUACCUAAGCUGUGAUGUUGAAGUGAGAAGAGGAGAUGUCCUGGCAGCUUGGAGUGGUAUCCGUCCCCUCGUUACAGAUCCCAAGUCUGCAGACACUCAGUCCAUCUCUCGAAAUCAUGUUGUUGACAUCAGCGAGAGUGGCCUUAUCACCAUAGCAGGUGGGAAGUGGACAACUUACCGAUCUAUGGCAGAAGACGCUGUGAAUGCUGCAAUCAAGUUUCACAAUUUGAAAGCAGGACCUAGUAGAACAGUUGGACUUUUCCUUCAAGGAGGCAAAGAUUGGAGCCCCACACUGUAUAUUAGGCUUGUCCAGGAUUAUGGACUUGAAAGUGAGGUGGCACAACAUCUUGCUGCUACCUAUGGUGACAAAGCUUUUGAGGUGGCCAAAAUGGCAAGUGUGACUGGAAAAAGGUGGCCUGUCGUUGGAGUGCGGCUGGUGUCAGAAUUUCCAUAUAUUGAAGCAGAGGUGAAAUAUGGGAUUAAGGAGUAUGCCUGCACUGCUGUGGACAUGAUCUCACGCCGCACUCGCCUGGCCUUUCUUAAUGUCCAGGCUGCGGAGGAAGCCCUACCCAGGAUUGUUGAACUGAUGGGCAGAGAACUGAGUUGGGAUGAGAAGAAGAAAGAGAGAGAACUUGAAACAGCCAGAAAGUUUCUCUACUAUGAAAUGGGCUAUAAAUCUCGAUCGGAACAGUUAACAGAUCGCUCUGAAAUUAGCCUACUGCCUUCAGACAUUGACAGGUACAAGAAGAGAUUCCAUAAGUUUGAUGCAGACCAAAAAGGCUUUAUUACCAUUGUUGACGUUCAGCGUGUAUUAGAGAGUAUCAAUGUGCAGAUGGAUGAAAAUACACUACAUGAAAUUCUGAAUGAAGUAGACUUGAACAAAAAUGGGCAGGUUGAACUGAAUGAGUUUUUGCAGCUGAUGAGUGCUAUUCAGAAAGGAAGGGUAUCUGGAAGCCGGCUUGCCAUACUAAUGAAAACUGCAGAGGAGAACCUCGACCGAAGAGUUCCGAUUCCUGUGGACCGCAGUUGUGGAGGAUUGUGAGUCUGACCAGUAAAUCCACAGCCAGCAAAAGUAGGAGCAACAAAUCAUCAUGUAACAACCAGAGAGGACCUAAGCCACUCUGAAAUAGUGGCUGUGGUAGCUGCCUUUUUUUUUUAACACUGGAAAACAUUCCAAAAUAGGAUGUUGGUAUAUUUACCAGCCUAACUGGAUGAAACUUUAUUUGUAUUUACCAUUCAAUCUGGCUUCCAGAAGGUGUAUUUUCUCAUUUUCAGUGCACAUUGCUUUUGUGUUUUACAUCCAUUUUGUGACCUGUUAAACUUGACACCCUUCCUCCUUGAUUAUUCAUGUAUUUAUUCUAAUCAGGUCUAGAGACAGAAUAUUUUGGCUGAAAUUGAAGAAAAAAGCUGGAAAAAUUUUGUGAGACACACAAAACUCUGGACAUUGAGUUUGUGGAUAGCGUUUCUUUAAAAGAGGGACCUAUUGAAAUGAUAGCCCCUUUCUUCUUCCUGUUUUCCCCUUCUAAACAAUACUGCAGUUUUAUACUUUCAGUGUGACAGGCACAACUGGAGAGGGAAGAACAAGUUUAGAUCUGGUUUAGAUCUGGUUACAAGUCCCAAAGUGAAACUCUGAAGCUUGCAGAGUUGCAGGUAGAUGAUGUGACAGCACUGGCAUUUACUGGGAGUUAUGGUGCUAGCCCAUCUCAGCACUUCAUUUUUGCCGAGUCACCGCUGGUUUUCUUUGACUGUUCUAGUUGCCAGGAAGAUCUUUGCUUUUCUUACUUUAAAACAAGCAUUUUAAGUGGCAAGUUGGAUCCAGUGGGAUGAGACUAUAUCUUUCCAGUCUUUACAGUGUAAUACAUUUAAGGGUUUAGAACAUGUGUUUAUUAAAUUCACAUAUAACACAAUUUUCCACCCCCAAAUUCUAAAUUUUAUAGCAAAUGUUAUUGUCAGGCCUGGCCUUUUUAGGGGAUUAUUUACAACAGAUAAAUGUGAAUAGAAUAGAAUAGAAUAGAAUAGAAUAGAAUAGAAUAGAAUAGAAUAGAAUAGAAUAGAUGCUAAUUUUUAUUAUAUGUAAAAUAAGGUACCAUAUUUCAAUAUCAGAGGCUAAUUAUGCUGCUUAAGGUCUGUCACCUUCUGUACUCUGUGAAAAAACUCUCAGUUGACCAAAAACAAAACAAAACAAAAACCACACCCAAAACACACAGACCAAACCCAAAAAUCAGUAUGCAUUGAAUUUAACAGAUAACAAGGUGAAUUAGAAGUGCCAGUUUGAAAUGCUUUUGCUAUAUUUUGUUGGCUUUUUAACUAGUCUUCUUAAUAUUUAUUAAUUGUGAUUCCUAUUUUGAAGCUAACUAUCUACUGUACUUUUUUUUUUAAAGAUUAGGUUCUAUAUGUCAUAAGAAAUAAAAACACUUCAUUUUAGGUUUUCAUUGCACAUUGAGGUCUUAUUUUUUAAACUGGUACAUAAAACACUUCUGUGCUGUAAUUUCUAUUUAUGUCAACAUUGUGGACAUCUGUAUUCCUCACCUAGGUGAGUGAUAAGCCUGCAUGUCAUAAUAUGAGCUAGGAGGUUCACUUAACCAGGGUUCCACCCACCACCACUGAAACAAAUAGAAAUCACAGGAAGAAACAGUACCUUACUCAUUUUAUUUUUAAAUGAAGUUUAGAUUCCACUUCCUAAAGGAAAACCUAAAAGAGUUGAGUGAUGCUCUCAGGUGUCACUGUGAAUUUUUUUCUUUCAAAGUGUGAAUUUUUUACUUUAGCUUAAAAAAAAAUAGAAGCAUAUGACUUUGCAACUUAGUGUUUUUCUGCCAAGACAGUAAAUUUCACUGCUUAAAUCCUCAUGAUACUAAAUAGGUAGAAGAGCUGUCCUUUAAAACAUCCUGAUUAUAUACCACAAUUUUGUAUUUUUUCUCUCUCUCUUUCUCUUUUUCUCUAGUUAGAUCAAGAUAAUGAUGACUUGUGUCCCCUCUGGUUCUGUUACAGUAGGGACUGGGCUUACAAUAUGACUGGCUUGGGCAAAUCUGUGUUUUUAAAAGAGGCCUUGAUUGUGCACGUUUUGCUAUGAAUGAAGUUCCUUUAAGGACAAAGAAAAGUGCACUUGUCUUUGUUUUAGCCUAUCUGCUUUUGCUUAAAACCUGCACAUUCUAAAAUAUAUGCUCCUUCACCAAUCCCAAAAACUCAUUUUGGAAAUGAAAUGGUUUCAAGCCAUUACUGUGAAUAUAGUACCUGCCAUCAUUGUAAAGUUUACACCUGGAUAGUUUCUUUAUCUGAUUUAAGUAAAAAGGAAAGAAAUAGUAGAAUAAGCUCCUUCAAAGCCCAUUCCAAACACAAAACAGUGUUUUUUCCUUUUGUAUAACACGGUAUUAGUUGAUUGGUGGGUGUGCAGGGAUUCCCUUUUAUCACCAAGUGAUCUAUUUCAAGAGCCUUUGCGGGGAUUCAGGUGAAGGAACCCCCUUCUGUGCUGGGGAGUUAGCCACUCCUUUAAAUAGCUCCCACCUCAGUCGUUAACAGUAGUGAUAAUGCUGGAUUUUUUGGCAAGUGCGGGUUGUUUGCCUCCAUCACGCUUAAAUGUUCUUGUUUUCAAUCAGCUUAUCUGAGUGCAACUUUAGAAUUUCUUGCAUGGUUUUUAUUCUGUGUUAGUUUCUGGCUUUGUUUUGUCUGUUCAAAUGCGUAGUUUCUUCUUUUGUAUCACAAAAAUUUCAGUCUCAUUUUCACUAAUAUACUGUAAGGGUCAGCCUUGGUUUUAUUUUCUUUUUAUGCAUUUAUAAAGACUUUUUGGAAUAUUAAUGUAAUCCUACUGAAGUCAGUGACUCUAACUUACACAGUUUUGCAUUAUGUCAGCCUUUUCUAGGGAAUAAAAAAAAGCUCUACUAUGUUUUCAAAGAAUAUCAAGCAUAAGCAAGCCAACUACUGGAGUGGAUAUAUACACUGCAUGUUUUUAUAUGUGGCACUUUUAUGUAUUGUGGUAGGUUAUUGUUCUAGAUUAGACUGUUAAAUGCUGUGUUUGAGGCUGGAUUGUCAUUUUUAUAACUGUCUUGGUGUUUUAUCGCCGUUAUUUAUUACUUUUGAUAUACAGAAUGAGCUGCAUGCAUUUAUAGAGCAAUAAGAAGUUAUAUUUAAUGUGCCUUGUUUUUAACUGAAUAAGAAGUGAAAGCAUGAAUCAAUAAAACUGAUUAAAAUGGUCCA